Messenger RNA from Orycteropus afer afer, 1533 nucleotides. It is a transcript of the gene SCARB1, whose product is annotated as scavenger receptor class B member 1. Gene Ontology annotation, biological process: cholesterol efflux; plasma lipoprotein particle clearance; recognition of apoptotic cell. Gene Ontology annotation, cellular component: cytoplasm; caveola. Gene Ontology annotation, molecular function: lipid binding; low-density lipoprotein particle binding; scavenger receptor activity. The record is from RefSeq and is a predicted model, not a curated record. Lineage: Eukaryota; Metazoa; Chordata; Mammalia; Tubulidentata; Orycteropodidae.
GACAUGGGCAGCCGCACCAGGGCGCGCCGGGCGGCCGUGGCGCUGGGCGUCACUGGGCUGCUGUGCGCGAUGCUGGGCGCCGUCAUGAUCGUGGUGGUGCCUUCGUUCAUCCAGCAGCAGGUCCUCAAGAAUGUGCGCAUUGACCCCAAUAGCCUGUCCUUCAACAUGUGGAAAGAGAUUCCCGUCCCAUUCUACUUGUCUGUCCACUUCUUCCACGUGGUCAACCCCGAAGAGAUCCUGAAGGGCGGAAAGCCACAGGUGCAGGAGCGCGGGCCCUAUGUGUACAGGGAGUUCAGACAUAAGAGUAACAUCACUUUCAACGACAACGACACCGUGUCCUUCCUUGAGUACCGCAGCUUCCGGUUCCAGCCAGCCAGGUCCCGCGGCUCGGAGAGCGACUACAUCGUCAUGCCCAACAUCCUGGUCCUGGGUGCGGCCAUGAUGAUGGAGAACAAGCCCAUGAGCCUGAAGAUGCUCAUGACCUUGGCGUUCAGCACCCUCGGCGAGCGCGCCUUCAUGAACCGCACCGUUGGCGAGAUCAUGUGGGGUUACGAUGACCCCCUCGUGAACCUCAUCAAUAAAUACUUCCCAAGCAUGUUCCCCUUCAAGGGCAAGUUCGGGUUGUUCGCUGAGCUCAACAACUCCGACUCCGGGCUCUUCACCGUGUUCACAGGCGUCAAAAACUUCAGCAGGAUCCACCUGGUGGACAAGUGGAACGGGCUCAGUAAGGUCAGCUUCUGGCAUUCCGACCAGUGCAACAUGAUUAACGGAACUUCCGGACAGAUGUGGGCGCCGUUCAUGAGUCCCGAAUCCUCGCUGGAGUUCUACAGUCCUGAGGCCUGCCGGUCCAUGAAGCUGGUCUACAAGGAGGCAGGGGUGUUCAGAGGCAUCCCCACCUACCGCUUUGUGGCCCCCCCAACCUUGUUUGCCAACGGGUCCGUCUACCCCCCCAACGAGGGUUUCUGCCCGUGCCUGGAGUCUGGGAUCCAGAAUGUAAGCACCUGCCGCUUCGGUGCACCCCUGUUUCUCUCCCAUCCUCACUUCUACAACGCAGACCUGGUCUUGGCUGAGGCGGUGCUUGGCCUCCACCCGAACCAACAAGAGCAUUCCUUGUUCCUGGACGUGCACCCGGUCACUGGGAUCCCCAUGAACUGCUCUGUGAAGCUGCAGCUGAGCCUGUACAUUAAGGCCAUCAAGGGCAUUGGACAAACGGGGAACAUCAAUCCUGUGGUCCUGCCCCUGCUGUGGUUUGAAGAGAGUGGCGCGAUGGAGGGCGACACCCUGACAGCGUUCUACACGCAGCUCGUGCUGCUUCCCGAGGUGCUGCACUACGCCCAGUACGUGCUGCUCGCCCUGGGCUGCGGCCUGCUGCUCAUCCCCGUUGUCUACCAGAUCCGGAGCCAGGAGAAGUGCAAUCUGUUGUGGAGUAGUAGUAAAAAGAGCUCAAAGGAUACGGAGGCCAUUCAGGCCUAUUCGGAAUCCUUGAUGACCUCACCUCCCAAGGGCACGGUGCUGCAGGAAGCAAAGCUGUAG